Messenger RNA from Thlaspi arvense, 519 nucleotides. NCBI's taxonomy places the organism in Eukaryota, Viridiplantae, Streptophyta, Magnoliopsida, Brassicales, Brassicaceae. The record is from the annotation of a GenBank genome assembly.
AUGAGGAGCAUAUUGUUGUGGAUCGCGGUGGCUGUAUGCUCCCUAGGCUCUGCCGCGGCGGUGAUUCGGAGCGGAUCUAGCGAUGGAUUUGGAAAACGAAGAGAUACCGAGACGGCGAUAUCGUAUCUGGAAAACGAAUCGAUAGCAUCAAAGGCUACCAUGGUGCCUCUCACCUUGAUUCAAGGAGCUGACUCCAAAGGAGCUGUUUGCCUCGAUGGGACGCUGCUUGGUUAUCAUCUAGAUCGUGGGUUUGUUUCAGGUGCCAACAGUUGGCUUAUCCAUCUUGAGUUUAGUAAUCUCAGUGGCUACACUUGUAGGGAGGAGGAUGGUGUAACAGCCAUAGUAGCUGUGUGUAUCGGAAAACAACUCGCCGUGGUUCCUCAUUACGAUGUCAUGUAUGAGGAUAUUGUGGAUAACCAAGCAAGUGAAGAUUCUUUUCACUCAUGGAAUGUAGUAGCAAAGCCUCCUACUUAUCACUUUUUUGGAAAUGAUAUCCUUUAUGAUAGAUACAAAGAAUGA